AUGCAACUCCGCAACGGACGCGUCAUCGGCCCCACACCGCAGGAGACUUCUACAAUGUCAGUCAACAAAAAGCCGAGCGGGACGCCAGCCCAUCAUCGCCACGCGACUCCGAAGCCCACUGUGGCAGAGCGGCCGCAUGGGCAUAAGGAGGCGCCCCCACAGACAAUACCUAUGACCAAUGUUAUUCCAGGGGACAGUCCCUUCGCCACGUGGGACCAAUUCCAGUCCGCUAUGAGUGUGAUAAGAACUGUUAUAGGGGGGACCGUGGAAUCCGGGGCAACGAUUCCCAUGCUACCAGAAGACGGCAGCACUAUGCAGGCCUUUCUGCUGCGCGUCGAACGCCGGUACACCCAGAUGGGAUUGCAACCUCGCGAGUGGGGAAGCGCACUUAUAGACCACCUUGUGGGCCCGGCUCUAACGUAUUGGAUGUACCUACGGAAAACUAUCAACCUAAGCGACUGGGCGGCAGUACAGCGCAGGCUUUUGGAGCGGUUUGACAAAACAAUGUCGCAGAGUCAAUCGUUAACGGAGUUGGGUAAAGUACGGUGGAAUGGUAACCCGAAGGAAUACACGGACCGGUUUGCGGCUGUAGCGGAGAGUGGUUUGGGUCUUGCCCCCGACGAACUCGCUGACUAUUACUGCAGCGGGCUACCGACAGACCUCCAUCUUCUAAUAACCAAUAACGGACAGGUGAAAUGUCAGUCGUGGGAACAAGCGGCGACCGCCGCAACGCUCUGCGAGCCCAAGCAGAAUGUGCUGGAACUCCGAGAAAGGACCAGUCGAGCCAUUAGGGCUGCUAUCCAAGCUAAUGGACUCCGUGGGCACGAG
Messenger RNA from Eimeria necatrix, 828 nucleotides. RefSeq lists its product as hypothetical. The annotation marks the transcript as partial. The transcript has a single exon. NCBI's taxonomy places the organism in Eukaryota, Apicomplexa, Conoidasida, Eucoccidiorida, Eimeriidae. The record is from RefSeq and is a predicted model, not a curated record.